AUGGCGACCACCCAGACCAUCGCCACCGCGGAGCCCGCUCCGGCGCAGCAGCCCAAGCCGCUCGGCCGCCCUCCCAAGGCCCCGCUGGCCGAUGCGGAGGCGCCGAGGAGCCCGUCGCCGGUGUCCCCGCUCACGGCCGUCGCGCAAGGGUACGAGCGCCAGAGGGAGGACAGGAUCCGGGAGAACAGGGAGCGCAUGCACAAGAUGGGCCUCCUCGACCUCGCCAACACCUUCAACCUGUCCGCUACACCCGCCGGCACCGGCACCGGCACCGGCCGUGGGCGCUGGCGCCGCAAGCCGGAGACGCCGGGAUCCGACUCCGCUGCUCCCAGGAUCAAGCCCGCCGCCCCGUUGCCCGUGCGCCGGUCCCUCAGGCUGACGAGCGCGGAGCCAGUUAGCUAUGCCGAAAUUCCCACCAAAAAGGAGAAGCAAGAACGUGGAAGUGCUUUCUCGAUUGAGCACGGAUGCAAAGAAGAGGUUUACACUGAGGAGCAUGAGAAGCUUUUAGGUAAAUGUGAGGCUCCCUGGACUCUCUUUGUUGACGGCUAUGACAGAGACGGUAAGCGCAUCUAUGAUCAAGUCAGGGGCCAGACCUGCCAUCAGUGCCGACAGAAAACUCUGGGCCACCAUACAAGAUGCUGCAAUUGCCAAAUUGUCCAAGGACAGUUCUGUGGGGAUUGUUUGUACAUGAGGUAUGGUGAGAAUGUGCUAGAAGCUAAGAAGAAUCCUAAUUGGACAUGUCCAGUUUGUCGUGGCAUUUGCAAUUGCAGUAUCUGCAGAACUAAGAGAGGAUGGUUCCCCACUGGCAAUGCAUAUAGGAAGGUUGUCAGACUUGGGUACAAAUCUGUGGCACACUAUCUCAUUGCAACACAGCGAGCAGGAGCCAACUCUGAGGAUUCAAGCUCUGCUGACUCCAACGAGUUGCCAUCUACUGACGAGGUUUCUGAGCACGCACAAGUUGCGAAGCAGGGACUAGAGGAUGCUGCUGAUAUGAGCAGCAAAGUGAUGAAUGUCCAGACUGAAGGAAGCAGAAAGGCAGCUGUCGAAGGUGUAACAAGAGCCAACGCCCCAGGGAAGAAGAUAACAUCUGAUGUCUGCAAGGAUGAUAGCAGAAGCGAGUCUGGAGUGACAUUUGACUCUCUGGAUGGUCAGGCUAACCAUGACAUUGGCUGUGUCACUCCAUCCAAGCGGGAGCCAAAGAGGAGGAAGAAGUUGGUUGAACGAAGCCCCGAUUGUGUGGCAAGCAGACUGCGGUCCCGGUCUGCCAAGUCAUGAACACUUGGCCUUGUGAGCUGGCGACUCCUUUAGCUUAUGGCAUUAUCUUUCACUGGCCCAAGGUUUGUGGUGCGUUUUGGUUCUAGAGUCGUCAUCUCGUUG
This is a messenger RNA of Lolium rigidum, 1377 nucleotides long. RefSeq lists its product as uncharacterized. The transcript is spliced from 5 exons. Gene Ontology annotation, cellular component: nucleus. Gene Ontology annotation, biological process: regulation of DNA-templated transcription. The record is from RefSeq and is a predicted model, not a curated record. Bases 1 to 1275 code for a protein of 424 amino acids. Lineage: Eukaryota; Viridiplantae; Streptophyta; Magnoliopsida; Poales; Poaceae.